AGUUCAGUUCCAACGAGACAUUUGUAAUCAAAACCACUCUAUUGAAGUACCUUCCUUCUCUGAAAAUGGCUAUUGCAAGGGCAAUUCUGUUAGUUUAUUUGGUAUCGACGAUCUCAGCAGUAAAAUGGCCAAGAGGGACGUAUACACUGAUGAAACCAGACACCGGGUGUCCCGCGGGUUGGUUGGAAGGGUGGAGAUUGCAGGACGGUGAAAACGAUCAUAAUUUAAACAGCAUAGACACCGCACAUCAUUUCUAUGGCAUCUAUGGAAAUCAACCCCGAGAUUUCAGAUUCUCCUUCUGUACCAAGGACGCUCAUGAUUUUAACGCCGAUGGAUUGUGGCCGGCUGGAAACUACUGCAUUAUGAGGCAAGGGCAUACGUGUCCUUCAGGUUUUAAUUACGGAACUAUUACUUGGGAUGACGAAAACACCAAUAACAUGAACAGGCGUAGUGGAAUAUUACCCAGUGGUGAUUACGGCAGGGACACCACCAUACAUUAUUGCUGCAGAUCAGAUGGUUAUUGGAUGAACUAUAUAAAGCUUCCGAACACUCAGCCGUUUUUUCUGAUUAGAUAUACAUCCAUCUGUCAGACAGUGGAGGGAAUGUUAACGAAAGAAGUGGGCGUCAACUAUGGCGACGAAAAAACCUACAAUAGAGAUUCAUCUUCCGGAGCCCAUCCAUUCCGAUUGCAUCUCCACGGAAAUACGAAUUUCCUUAUUUAUUGCUACUAUUACAUUUAAAUAACAUUAAAUAAAAUGUUACCCAUGGC
This is a messenger RNA of Ostrea edulis (European flat oyster), 769 nucleotides long. RefSeq lists its product as uncharacterized. The coding region runs from base 66 to 740 and encodes 224 amino acids. Gene Ontology annotation, molecular function: wide pore channel activity. NCBI's taxonomy places the organism in Eukaryota, Metazoa, Mollusca, Bivalvia, Ostreida, Ostreidae. Gene Ontology annotation, cellular component: membrane. The transcript has 5 exons. The record is from RefSeq and is a predicted model, not a curated record.